UGGCAGCAACAACCAAUGGCGUGGUUGUUGCCAUGGGAGGUGCGGCCUGCCGUGCUCAUUAGGGCCCCGCCCGCCGGGGCUCCACCGGCCGGGGCGGGCCUGCCGGGUGGGGGGCGGGACGCCAGGGUCCCUGGGGGCGGGUGGCCACGCGGGGCGGGGCUGGGCCGUAGGGCGAGGGUUAACCCGCCCCUCCCCCGUCCACCUGCUGUCCCCUUCCCCCGCGUGCCCCGGUCUGACCCUCGUCCCCUCCUCUCCCCGCCCCCCUGGCGGCGGCGGUGGCGGCGGCUGCUGUUGUCACCCACCGGGCCGCCUGUCCCGCUUGCCCUCACCGCCGCGGGGCUGGCCAGGCCGGCCGGGCCGGGGACAGGCGGCCACCUUCUCAUCGCCGCCGCCACCGCCAUGCUGGCCGUUCGCCCACCGCACUGGGGGCCCCAUCGCUCCCCAGCCCCCCGUGGGCCCGGCGCCAGCCCUGACCCGGGUCUCAGCGGCGGUGGCAGCCGAGGUGCAGAAUGCGAGAAGGCGCCCCCCAGCCGGGCUCCCGCUCCAGGCCUCACACCCUUGCGGCCCUCUGAGCCCACCAUGGCCGUCCCACCAGGCCAUGGUACCUUCUCUGGCUUUCCAGGGCCCCAGGAACACACACAGGUCUUGCCUGAUGUGCGGCUACUGCCUCGGAGACUGCCCCUGGCCUUCCGGGAUGCAACCUCAGCCCCGCUGCGCAAGCUCUCCGUGGACCUCAUCAAGACGUACAAACACAUCAAUGAGGUAUACUAUGCGAAGAAGAAGCGGAGGGCCCAACAGGCGCCACCCCAGGACUCAAGCACCAAAAAGGAGAAGAAGGUCCUGAACCACGGUUAUGACGACGACAACCACGACUACAUUGUGCGCAGUGGCGAGCGCUGGCUAGAGCGCUACGAGAUUGACUCUCUUAUUGGCAAAGGCUCCUUUGGCCAGGUGGUGAAAGCCUAUGAUCACCAGACCCAAGAGCUGGUGGCCAUCAAGAUCAUCAAGAACAAAAAGGCCUUCCUGAACCAGGCCCAGAUUGAGCUGCGGUUGCUGGAGCUGAUGAACCAGCAUGACACAGAGAUGAAGUAUUACAUAGUGCACCUGAAGCGGCACUUCAUGUUCCGGAAUCAUCUGUGCCUGGUGUUUGAGCUGCUGUCCUACAACCUGUACGACCUCCUGCGAAACACACACUUCCGCGGUGUCUCACUGAACCUGACUCGGAAGCUGGCGCAGCAGCUCUGCACAGCGCUGCUCUUCCUGGCCACGCCCGAGCUCAGCAUCAUCCACUGCGACCUCAAGCCUGAGAACAUCCUGCUCUGCAAUCCUAAGCGCAGUGCCAUCAAGAUCGUGGACUUUGGCAGCUCCUGUCAGCUUGGCCAGCGGAUCUACCAGUAUAUCCAGAGCCGCUUCUACCGCUCACCCGAGGUGCUCCUGGGCACACCCUAUGACCUGGCCAUCGACAUGUGGUCCCUGGGCUGCAUCCUUGUGGAGAUGCACACCGGAGAGCCCCUCUUCAGCGGCUCCAAUGAGGUGGACCAGAUGAGCCGCAUUGUCGAGGUGUUGGGCAUCCCGCCCGCGCCCAUGUUGGAACAGGCACCCAAGGCUCGCAAGUACUUUGAGCGGCUGCCUGGGGGUGGCUGGACCCUACGAAGGACAAAGGAACUCAGGAAGGAUUACCAGGGCCCCGGGACACGGCGGCUGCAGGAGGUGCUGGGCGUGCAGACGGGCGGGCCCGGGGGCCGGCGGGCGGGGGAGCCGGGCCACAGCCCCGCCGACUACCUCCGCUUCCAGGACCUGGUGCUGCGCAUGCUGGAGUAUGAGCCCGCCGCCCGCAUCAGCCCGCUGGGCGCUCUGCAGCACGGCUUCUUCCGCCGCACGGCCGACGAGGCCACCAACACGGGCCCGGCAGGCAGCAGUGCCUCCACCUCGCCCGCACCCCUCGACACCUGCCCCUCCUCUAGCACCGCCAGCUCCAUCUCCAGCUCUGGAGGCUCCAGUGGCUCCUCCAGUGACAACAGGGCCUACCGCUACAGCAACCGAUAUUGUGGGGGACCUGGGCCCCCCAUCACCGACUGUGAGAUGAACAGCCCCCAGGUUAUACCCUCCCAGCCUCUGCGCCCCUGGGCAGGGGGUGAUGUGCCCCACAAGACACAUCAAGCCCCUACCUCUGCCUCGACAUUGUCAGGGACUGGGGCCCAGUUACCCCCCCAACCCCGAUGCCUUGGACGUCCCCCAUCACCAACAUCACCACCACCCCCGGAGCUGAUGGAUGUGAGCCUGGUGGGCAGCCCUCCAGACUGCUCCCCACCUCAUCCAGCGCCUGCCCCCCAGCACCCGGCUGCCUCAGCACUCCGGACUCGGAUGACGGGAGGUCGACCGCCUCUCCCACCCCCUGAUGACCCUGCCACUCUGGGGCCUCGCCUGGGCCUUCAUGGUGUGCCCCAGAGCACAGCAGCCAGCUCAUGACCCUGCCCCCUCCCUGGGGCCCCUCCUGAAGCCAUACCCCCCCAUCUGGGGGCCCUGGGCUCCCAUCCUCAUCUCUCCCCUUGACUGGACUUGCUGCUACCCAGCUGGGGUGGGUGAGGCCUGCACUGAUUGGGGCCCAGGGCAGGGGGUCAAGGGAGAGGGGUUUUGGCCACACCCUCCCCGCUAAGACUGGACCCUUGGCCCCCUCUCCCCUUGUUUUCUAUUUAUUGUACCAAAGACAGUGGUGGUCCGGUAGAGGGGAGAUCCCCCUCACCCCAGGACCCUAGGAGGGGUGGGGGCAGGUAGGGGGAGAUGGCCUUGCUCCUCCUUGCUGUACCCCAGUAAAGAGCUUUCUCACA
This is a messenger RNA of Phodopus roborovskii (desert hamster), 2828 nucleotides long. It is a transcript of the gene Dyrk1b, whose product is annotated as dual specificity tyrosine phosphorylation regulated kinase 1B. Gene Ontology annotation, molecular function: protein serine/threonine kinase activity; protein serine/threonine/tyrosine kinase activity; ATP binding. Gene Ontology annotation, cellular component: nucleus. The record is from RefSeq and is a predicted model, not a curated record. Gene Ontology annotation, biological process: positive regulation of DNA-templated transcription; peptidyl-threonine phosphorylation; protein autophosphorylation. NCBI's taxonomy places the organism in Eukaryota, Metazoa, Chordata, Mammalia, Rodentia, Cricetidae. The transcript has 11 exons. Bases 16 to 2469 code for a protein of 817 amino acids.